AAGCUGUGCAGAUUGGUUGCGAAAUGAUGGUUGGAUGUUGCCAUAGGACAUCGAUCUAAACGAAAGACCGCCAUUGUCUCGUGUGAAGGAAGUUGUCAAAACAGCGUCUGUAUCUCACAAUGGCACGUACCAAGCAAACCGCUCGUAAAUCCACCGGCAAGGCGCCUCGCAAACAGCUGGCCACCAAGGCCGUCCGCAAAAGCAUCCCAUCUACAGGAGGUGUGAAGAAGCCCCAUCGUUACAGGCCAGGCACUGUCGCUCUUCGUGUAAUUCGUCGUUACCAGAAGAGCACAGAGCUGCUGAUCCGCAAACUGCCCUUCCAGCGUCUGGUGCGCGAGAUUGCACAGGACAAGAUCGAUCUGCGGUUCGAGAACUCUGCCAUAGGUGCUCUGCAGGUGGCUUGCGAAGCUUACCUGGUGGGUCUGUUUGAGGACACCAACCUGUGCGCCAUUCACGCCAAGCGUGUCACCAUCAUCCCCAAGGACAUGCAGCUGGCCCGCCGUUUCCGCGGUGAGCUCUGAAGUGUUUACUUGAGGGAAUCCCUACUAGAAACCCGUUGCCAUUUUGGUAGACGUGGUCGAGUAACAAAACAAGAUAACAGCUACAUACAGACGUUCUGACUUCGUUGAGUCCUAGAAGAACAAUGGAGCAGAACCAGAAAAAAGACAAUAUAGUGAUUAUGCUAUUUGUUUCAAUGGUGUCGUAAAAAUGUAGAUUUUCAGAGAAAAUCGCGCUAAUAUGCUGCAUUGAUUCACACGGAGUUGACUCAGAGUCGAAAUAUUAAACUAGAAGUUCGUAUUUUUUUUCGCUGUCAGCACACCUAACAAUCUAGUUGUAAUACUUUACAGAGGUGACACAAAGUGAAGAGAUACUUGUUACUAUCCUGCACCCUUUGUAUUAUUUUCUCACUGCAGAUUUGGCAUCCCGUGAUACACUUUGUUGAUUGUUGAAUGAGUAUAAAUUUUCCCUCUUGCGAUACAUUUUCUUGCAUUUUUAUGUCCUUUAAUUUUAUCUUCUCUGUAGUAUUUCACAUCAAUUUCUUCUCAUUGUGAUGCUCCCUUUGAUUAUCAUUUAUGCCAUUUGUUGGUGAAAUGAGAGGGUCUGGAAUUUGCAAUCUUUGGGAUUGCAUUAUCAGGCAUAUUUAUAGCUGCUGCCUAAUAUGCUAAACAUCAUCAAAUGUUGAUUAGCAUUAACUGAAAUCUACAAAUGAGCUAAGGAAGGUGAGAUAAAUAUGAUUCUGACAGAUUAUCACUUAGAAAUUAAUGCUUCUGUGAAGUCUUAAUUAAAACGUAUGGCAUGGAAUAUAAUUUUAAUGUAAUUCCAAAUUCUUUUGUAAAUUUUAAACUUAGAACUGCCUCAUUUUAUCCUAUAACCCCAAUAAUUGAUUUUAUAUGAUGGUCACAUCCAGGUGUGACAAUAUAUUGUCCUGCUACAAGUAAGAAUUUGUGAAUUUUAUUGUUUGUAUUCAUCCUUCCAAUUGGCUCAGACUUCAUGCAGGCAGCAUGUGACACCUCAUACUCUUUCAAUCAGAAAAAUACAAACAUCUGUCGUGUCUUUCCAGUAAACUUAUGCUUUUCCCAAACUAAAAUUGAUAAACUCUUUUCUUGUUCUUACAUGCCUCUUCCUGGAAGCUCUUUUGUACCUGCAAAUGAAUUUUAGUAUAUAAUAAUAAUCAUUGUCAUAUUAAUGACAUAGGGUUAGCAAACUGAUUGAGUGAAACAGAUGAUGUGAUUAUGCUGUUUCGUAUAACUCAGCCCCCUCCUCCACUAUUGUGGCUAGUGUUUGGACCUGUAAAUGUACAUUUAUUUGUAUGUAUGAAAAAGUUAAUGUUUGUAUUUACUUUGGUCACAUCCACUUACACGUUGCUACAGUCAUUGCACCUAACAAAGAAUAAAGAUGUUUCAA
Pomacea canaliculata is the source of this 1905-nucleotide messenger RNA. RefSeq names its product histone H3.3-like. Gene Ontology annotation, molecular function: protein heterodimerization activity; structural constituent of chromatin; DNA binding. Gene Ontology annotation, cellular component: nucleosome. NCBI's taxonomy places the organism in Eukaryota, Metazoa, Mollusca, Gastropoda, Architaenioglossa, Ampullariidae. The record is from RefSeq and is a predicted model, not a curated record.